Molecule: messenger RNA, 1731 nt
Organism: Suillus plorans
Lineage: Eukaryota; Fungi; Basidiomycota; Agaricomycetes; Boletales; Suillaceae
Exons: 6
Coding region: 1-1731 (576 amino acids)
Source: RefSeq, a predicted model, not a curated record
AUGCCUGCGAAACGAGCCAGAGGUAAAACUACGAUAUCAAAACCCACUCGCGGGUCCGGUCUGAACCCUUCCCACGUCCCAGCGGACAGUCAAAUGCACCUCAGCGACGAACAACCCCAUGAGCCGAUGCCCAACGCUUUCAAUCCGCAUGAAGGGCUCAAUUCAUACGCACAGGCUGGUUAUGCGCCCUUCACCCCUGCUCACGACGUCAUCGACACUUACGCUGGACCAUCAAACGCUUACGCCGGUCCAUCAAGCGCGCAGGCUGGUUAUGCGCCCUUCACCCCUGCUCACGACGUCAUCGACACUCACGCUGGACCAUCAAACGCUUACGCCGGUCCAUCAAGCGCGCAGGCUGGUUAUGCACCCUUCACCCCUGCUCACGACGUCAUCGACACUCACGCUGGACCAUCAAACGCUUACGCCGGUCCAUCAAGCGCGCAGGCUGGUUAUGCGCCCUUCACCCCUGCUCACGACGUCAUCGACACUUACGCUGGACCAUCAAACGCGUACGCCAGUCCAUCAAGCGCGCAGGCUGAUUAUGCGCCCUUCACCCCUGCUCACGACGUCAUCGACACUUACGCUGGACCAUCAAACACUUAUGAAGACUAUGACUCGUAUAGUUCGAGGCACCUCAACAAUCUGUCCCACUUCAACAGUAUGCAGGCGCCUAAUCCGCACCAUAUACAACUUCCGCAAUCGUUUGACGACGAGGAUGAGCCGACGGAGCCUCAACGUCGUCCUCUCCCCAUCACGACGGGUGAAAUAUCACAAUCGCAUGUCAUACAUACAGCAGGACCCGCUCGCUCAUCUAACACGCGACGACGUACCCGAAAGCUACCUGCAACGCCGUACGUUGCUCAUGAGACCGUUGUCUCCGCGACAACGCAGGCAGCUGCAGGCCUUGCAGAAGCACCGGACAGCAACCGCCAUUUCCAGCUUACAGGACCGAUGCGCGAGCAGAUCUUCAAUCGCUCGAAGGAACUUGUGGUAGGUAUCGUGUUUACAGAAGACGCGAUGGCUUCAUCUCCUGCCGACAAAAAACGAAUCGUUAAGUCUGUGAUUCGAAACGCGACGCCUAAGAUUCCCGGCCUUCAUGGAACCCCCCGCUGGGACAACCAAAAGAAGGAUCUCACAAAGAUCUGGCGCGCGGUACUCGUUAUGCGCACGGAGCUCACAACGCUUACUCGAGAAGGCGUUGUACUCGCCUACAAACUCUUUCCUCCGCAGGGUAGCUUGAUUUCCCCCGAAGCCUUUCGUAUUGAGCACGUGAGACAUCUCAUUCAAGAGAACAAAUUUAUGCACGAAUAUUCGUUCAAUGCGGAUGGGACGCUAAAGAUCCAUUCAAAAUUCAAAAAUCCGUUCAUCCUACACCUAGUCACGAGAUUGGUAUGGAACAUGCGCUUCCGACUUGACACUUUACUCGUCUCGCCACGCAGGGAGUUACACUACGCGAUGGGGGCAGCCGGCACAUUCACAAAACGUAUACUGUUGGAACAGGGACACGCGACACUUACUGCAUCUAAGGUAUCAUCGGACUCAAAUUCUUCUACCUUUCAGAUGCUCUGCUCGGACAUGGACAGUCUUACGGACGAGGAGAAAGCUGAGUUGGACGGGUGGAAAGACCAUAUGGUCAUUUGCGGGAUUUCGCAACAGCGCGUCGGGAAUGAGCUGUCAGAUUUCGACUUGAGCCCCGCAGACUUAGAGCGUGACUCGGACGCCGAUGCGUGA